Messenger RNA from Pseudophryne corroboree (corroboree frog), 936 nucleotides. RefSeq names its product prostate stem cell antigen-like. Bases 146 to 505 code for a protein of 119 amino acids. The record is from RefSeq and is a predicted model, not a curated record. The transcript has 3 exons. NCBI's taxonomy places the organism in Eukaryota, Metazoa, Chordata, Amphibia, Anura, Myobatrachidae.
AUGCCCACAAUUACCUCCUUUCUUUGGAACAUUUAAUUUCCACCACAGAAGAGAGGGAGAGAGAACACAGCACACAGGAGACUCACAGUGACACAGGAGAACACAGCAUAUAGGAGACUCACAGUGAUACAGGAACUCUCUCAGGAUGAACAAGUGGAUUGCAAUUGCCCUGAUAGCCCUUCUGGCGUGCCAAUUAGGUGAUGCUGUGAAAUGCUACACAUGCCCUUAUACUACCUGUCUUACUCCCUCCACAACAAACUGUGGUGCAAUGGAAGUAUGCCUGACAAAGACAAUAGUUGUAGGCCAGCUUCCCAUUAAGCAGAAGUCAUGUUCAUCCCCCGAUAAAUGUGUCGGGUCAAGUGAAACCACAUAUGUCGGUAUCAAAGUGACAGAAACUCCAUCCUGCUGUAGUACCGACCUCUGCAAUUCAGCUGCCAUGCCCUCUGUAUCUAUUGUAACCGGCAUUGCCGUCCUACUGUCGUUGUGGGUGGCCAGACUCUUCUGAGCCAAUGACAAACGUUGCAAAGAGAACAGGUUGCUAUCACGAUCCUUCCCCAAAAUGCUGCACCUGUGUAAUUUUUACCUCUAUUUGACGCGUCACUGUCAUCUAAUCCAAUUAGAGGCAGCCAUCUUGUGUUUGCUGAACCAUUAGUCAUGAAAAUGUUGUCUCAGUGAUUUCCCUAGAUCUUAGGGAACUGAGAGGCUGCACAUUGGUUCAGCCCACAAAAUGGCCGCCUCCACUGUGAGGUAUAUCAUUAUUUACUUCUUAAUGCAUAGUAUAUCAUUGUCUCCUAUCAUUUAGAGUAUCCUGUUGCAUUCUCCUGUAAUUUAAAAAAAAUAAUAAUCUAAAUUAGUGGUUCUAAUGUACCUACUUCACUUGUAAUGUGUUGGUAUUAUAAUGUUGUCCUGUGAAAGAAAUAAAGACAUUUCUUUAUC